AAAAGAAUCGUUACAAUCGUGCCCGGUAGAUUCGGAUGGGAAUGAAAGCUUGUUUCAUUUUGUCACUUGCAGAACUUUAUAAUGGGAGAACAACAAGCAAUAACAGAGGACGAGGCGGCUCUUUAUGAUCGUCAAAUCAGACUAUGGGGUCUCGACGCUCAGAGAAGAUUGCGUGCCUCAAGAGUGCUUUUGAUUGGGAUGCGAGGUUUAGGUGCAGAAGUAGCCAAGAACAUUGUUUUAGCUGGAAUCAAGUCUCUUACCAUGCUGGAUGAUACCGAGGUAACAGAAGAAGAUUCCUGCUCUCAGUUCUUGCUGCCAAGAUCUGAUGUUGGUAAAAAUAGAGCUGUUUGUUCCUUAGACAGGACUCAGCAGCUCAACCCAAUGGUAACUGUGACUGCUGACUUGGGGAGUGUAGCCAGCAAAGAUACAGACUUCUUCACACAGUUUGAUGUGGUGUGUGCCACGUGUUGUGGUCCUACCCAACUUGUACGCAUCAACAAGAUCUGCGCUGACAAUGGAAUAAAGUUCUAUGCUGGGGAUGUAUUUGGUUACUACGGCUACAUGUUCUCUGAUCUUGGUGAACAUGAAUAUGCAGAGGAAAUUAAAAAAAAGCCUGUGACAAAGGAUGAGGAUGGGGAUGGUGAACCAGCUGCUAAGAAAACUAAAUCUGAGGAACCAGAGACUGUUGUUGUGAAAAAGUGUUCCUCCUUUGUGCGACUGAACUGUGCCUUAGAUGUUGACUGGAGUACACCUGAGACAGCUAAGAAACUUAACAGGACUCCUAACACAUAUUUCAUCACAAAAGUUUUUCUCAGGUUCAUUGAGAAGUUUGGAAGGAGACCUGCUGUGAAAUCACAUGAUCAUGAUGUGGAACAGCUGCAGGCUUUAAGGUCUGAAACAGUAGAGGAUCUGAAAGUUGGAGCAAAAGCAGUACCAGAGGAUUUCUCCAGCCACUGUUUUGCUGAGCUUAGUCCUGUCUGUGCUGUGGUUGGAGGAAUCCUGGGACAAGAAAUCAUCAAGGCUGUUUCACAUAAGGAUAAACCUCACAACAACUUCUUUUUCUACAAUGGUGUAGAAGGCAGUGGGUUGGUGGACCAGAUUGGAGGAAGUUCUUGAUGUCAUACUUUGUCAUACAUCAGUAUAUGCAGGACUAUUUCACACUGAUCAAUAUCCAUGAAAAAGCAAUACUUAGCAAUCUUUAUCUGUAAAACACUGAAAUUUACAAAAAAUUAUAUCAUCAUUACUUGUGGAUAUGGUGGGAUGACCAAUGCUGUAUGAACAUUUUAAGAGGAGAGGAUCAUUGAUGAAUGAACAAUGUGAGUGGGAGGGUAAUGGAUGUAUGAACAUGUAGAUAGGGAAAGGUCAUUGAUGUAUGAACAUAGUAGGAGGGGAGGGUUAUUGAUGUAUGAACAUGGUAGGAGGGGAGGUCGAUGGAAAGGGGGGGGGUGUCAUUUACGUAUGAACAUGGUUAGAGGGGAGGGUAAUGGAUGUAUGAACAUGGUAGGAGGGGAGGGUCAUUGAUGUAUAAACAUGGUGGGAGGGGAGGUCGAUGGAAGGGGGGGGGGGCGGUCAUUUAUGUAUGAACAUGGUUAGAGGGGAGGAACAUUAAUGUAUGAACAUGAUAUGGUUAGAGGGGAGGAUCAUUGAUGUAUGAACAUGAUGGGAGGAGAGGGUCAUUAAUGUAUGAACAUGGUAGGGGGGGAGGGUCAUUAAUGUAUGAACAUGGUAGGGGGGGAGGGUCAUUAAUGUAUGAACAUGGUAGGAGGGGAGGGGCAUUAAUGUAUGAACAUGGUAGGAGGGGAGGAUCAUUAAUGUAUGAACAUGAUAUGGUUAGAGGGGAGGAUCAUUGAUGUAUGAACAUGGUAGGAGGGGAGGAUCAUUGAUGUAUGAACAUGGUAGGAAGGGAGGGUCAUGAAUGUAUGAACAUGGUAGGAGGGGAGGGUCAUUAAUGUAUGAACAUGAUGGGAAGGGAAGUGAAGGGGCGAUUUCAUCAGGAUAUAUACUUGUACUGAUGUAAAAGUUGAAGAGAGUGAGAAAUGAAAUGGUGGUGUGAGUAAAAGUUUGUACUAUGCGAUUAUUUUGUGUACUGCAAGAGAUUUAAGUGCUAAUGAAUUAAAAAAAGGUGUUGUUAAAAACAAGUUUUUGUUAACUUUGUCGGUAAGGAAAUAGCUAGGGAAUUGACUCAAGACACAAUAGUCGUUAUAUAUAGCCUCAGUGGGUGUAGACGUUCUGACACUAACAAGUGACUUCCUG
Messenger RNA from Mizuhopecten yessoensis (Yesso scallop), 2253 nucleotides. Its product is annotated as SUMO-activating enzyme subunit 1-like. Gene Ontology annotation, biological process: protein sumoylation. The record is from RefSeq and is a predicted model, not a curated record. The transcript has 9 exons. Gene Ontology annotation, cellular component: cytoplasm; SUMO activating enzyme complex. Bases 82 to 1116 code for a protein of 344 amino acids. Lineage: Eukaryota; Metazoa; Mollusca; Bivalvia; Pectinida; Pectinidae. Gene Ontology annotation, molecular function: SUMO activating enzyme activity.